Molecule: messenger RNA, 2907 nt
Organism: Pogonomyrmex barbatus (red harvester ant)
Lineage: Eukaryota; Metazoa; Arthropoda; Insecta; Hymenoptera; Formicidae
Gene: Ance-3
Product: angiotensin-converting enzyme Ance-3
Biological process (GO): proteolysis
Cellular component (GO): plasma membrane
Molecular function (GO): peptidyl-dipeptidase activity; metallopeptidase activity
Source: RefSeq, a predicted model, not a curated record
UCGUGGUCGCGUUCGAACAGCUUCGCAGGGAUAAAUGUACACUUGGAGUCGUCCACGAGGCUUUUAGCGUCGGCAGAACGAGACUGUCGUUCGUGUUAGUCGUGCUCGAUCGGUAGAACGGAAUUUUGUACGACGACGACGACGACGACAACGACGAGAAAUUACUGUGUGUACCCGCAAUUGAUCGGACGACACUCGUAAAUGCUCAUUAUCGAGGAUUAAAACAAAUUUAACUUUCGAUGAAGUUUGCUUUCGGUGGAACCGGUAGAAUGUUGGACCGCAUCAGUUUUGCAAUAUGGACAGCAUUCGUAUUUUAUCUAAUAACAACAGUUUCUGGUCAAUUGGAUUUGCCACCGUAUAGGGGUGAAGAUGUAGGCCGACAAGUGCCGUACAGGGGUGAAGAUGCAAGCCGACAAGACUCAUACACGAAUGAAGAUGUAGGACGACAAGUGCCUUCCGGUGAAUUAAAUUAUCAAAAUAUCUUAGCUAAAUUAGAUUUCCUUGGCGCAGAAAGAUGUAGUGCUAAUGUAAUAGCCCAAUGGACAUACGAGACCAAUGUCAACGAAUAUACGCAGCUGCAAGCGCUGGAUGCCCAACGUCUGUAUGCAGACUUCCAGUACCAGGCUUGGCUUUUAAUCUCCAGAAUCGACAUAAAUGCCAUUCGAGAUCCCAUAAUUAGACGACGACUCCGUUAUUUAUCCGCCGUGGGUCCCUCGGCGCUGCCGCCCGAUCAACUAGACAGGUAUAAUCGCCUGAUCAACGAUAUGCUCGCGAUUUAUAACGCGGCGACCAUAUGCGCUUACAACGAUCCGUUCCGGUGCGAGCUACGUUUAUAUCCAGACAUAGCGCAAAUUAUGGCGAGAAGUCGGGAUUGGGACGAACUGCAGUACGUCUGGACAGAAUGGAGAAGACGAAGCGGCAGGCCGAUUAGAGAUCUAUAUCAACAACUCGUUACGCUGAGCAAUGAUGCUGCAAGAAUGAAUAACUUCACUGAUGCCGCCGAGUAUUGGAUGUUCCCUUAUGAAUCUCCUAAUUUCCAACAAGAUAUUGACGAGGCUUGGGAAUCGAUACGUCCACUUUACGAAGAAUUGCACGCUUAUGUUCGUAAGAAGCUGAGAGAUCUCUACGGUCCUGAAAAGAUCGGCGGACACGCGCCUCUUCCGUCUCAUAUUCUUGGUAAUAUAUGGGGACAGUCUUGGACCAAUCUCUUGGAUGUUACUUUGCCAUAUCCUGGAAAAAUAUAUCCUGAUGUUACGCAGGAAAUGCGAGCUCAAGGUUAUACACCCAUUGACAUGAUUCGAGUAGCCGAGGAAUUCUAUUUGUCCUUAAACUUAAGCGCCAUGCCGCCAGAAUUUUGGGCUGGAAGUAUAAUCGCAGAUCCCGGGGAUCGUCCAUUAAUCUGUCAAGCGUCUGCGUGGGACUUCUGCAAUCGUAUAGACUACAGAAUCAAAAUGUGCACAAAAGUGACGAUGAAGGAUUUAAUAACUUUACAUCACGAGAUGGGACACAUCCAGUACUUCCUGCGGUACAGCGGUUUACCUCGCGAAUUUCGCGACGGCGCUAAUCCAGGGUUCCAUGAGGCGGUCGGCGAAACCGUCGCCUUGAGCGUCGCGACGCCGCAGCAUUUGCAAACUCUGGGCUUGGCGAAUAGAUACAUCGACGAACACUCUGCGGACAUUAAUUAUCUCUUCUCCUUGGCGAUGGAUAAACUGGUAUUAUUGCCCUUCAGCAUCGCGAUAGACAGGUGGCGAUGGGAUGUCUUCCGCGGCUAUGUCAAUAAGGAGGAAUACAAUUGCCAUUGGCACAGACUCAAGGAACAAUACACGGGUACCAAACCGCCGGUUCUACGAUCCGAGGAUGACUUCGAUCCAGGUGCGAAGUAUCACAUCCCGGCCAAUAUUCCCUACAUACGGAAUUUCGUGGCUGGGAUCCUCCAAUUUCAGCUGUAUCGCGCGCUGUGCCAGGCUGCAGGACAGAGGUACGGAAUCGACAAUCCGAGGAGGCCGUUGCACAGAUGCGACUUUUACAGAAGACCCGAGGCCGGCAGAAUCUUAGGGAGAUUGAUGGAGAGAGGUUCGUCCAUCCCGUGGCAGGAAACGUUGCGAGAAGCCACCGGUGAAGCUAGAUUAGACGGAUCCGCUCUUAGGGAAUACUUCCGGCCAUUGGAGGACUGGUUGAGGACCGAGAAUUUGAGAACGGGAGAAGUAGUCGGCUGGUCAUACGAUGGUGACUUUUGCAAAAGGAGUAUAGAGACCGCUGGCCUGCAAGUUUAUGGUAGCGGCUUCUAUAAUAGUGGCGUAUCUAUUUCCGCAUCUUGGAUCGCGAGCGGAACCAUGAUGAUUUUUUGGAUUAUAUCAACAUUCUAUUGAAUGUAACGACUAAUGACGUACUAAUUCAUCGAGUAUUAUUGAUAAAAAAAAGAAAAACUUAUUAUUAUAUUAUUAAUGUGUCAAAAUAUAUUACAUCGUAUUUUCAUAUGAUCGCCGCAAGAGUUUUAAACACAAAAAUAAUUCGCUCGAACGUAUCUGAUGGUAAAAUAAUGAUUACUACUGCCAAAUAUAUUAAAAUAUGUACAAUCUUGUCAGGCGCCAAGCUGCAUGUUUUACGUAUUGUAAAAAGAUAUGCAUUUUUUUAUCCUAAAUAUUCGCAUUGUUAAUUUGCAAACUAUUAAAUAUAUUUGUAUAAUUGUAUUAUUAUUAAUAUUAUACAUUCAUAUAAAUUAUAUGUUAUACUAUAAUGUAUAUCAUCCUAUAUAUAAUACGCAGUAUUACAAUUAAGAGUAUAAAGCGUGACUGAAAAUCGUCGUAUGUGUCGUGCGUGGGUGUAAGUACAUAAAUCAUUUUAUAUACUUGAACAGCUCAUGAUUCACGUUUCUGUAAUUAUUAACUUCACUGUUGGUAGACCAAA